UUCCUGCCUUUUUCUCUUCAAAUCUAGUUUAAAUUUCUUUCUUUUCAUCAAGAUUUUUUGCACUAAAAUGGCUUCUUCCAUUUUCUCUCUUUCUUUUGUACUCAUUUUCUCUUUGUACAUCAGCUUAGCUUCUGCUGCAACUGCUCCAAUUGUUCCAUAUCUUGAUGGUCUACUGGAAAAUGGCGAUUUCGAAGAAGGGCCAAAGCCAUCAGAACUAAAGAAAACAGUGAUCAUUGGCAAAUACUCCUUGCCUGAAUGGGAAAUCAGUGGUGUAGUGGAGUGGGUAUCAGGUGGGCCCCAGGAAGGGGGGUUCUACUUCCCGAUACCUCGUGGGGCCCACGCGAUCCGACUUGGGAAUGAGGCUUCCAUCUCUCAGUAUGUAGAGGUGAAGCCAAACACUGCAUACUCACUCACAUUUGGAGCCACUAGGACUUGUGCUCAAGAUGAGGUCCUUACCCUCUCGGCUGGAGACACGUCUAGUGAUCUUCCUAUUCAGACAUUGUACAGUGCUGAUGGUGGUGACACUUAUGCUUGGGCUUUCAAAACAACAUCUAAUUAUGUUGAGGUCAAAUUUCACAAUCCUGGUAUGCAAGAAGAUCCAGCUUGUGGACCAAUUCUAGACCAUAUUGCAAUCAAGGAAUUGCCUAUGGCUACAUAUACUAAAGGUAAGCCUACAAUACAUUGAUAAUUUGUACCAUAUGGCCUUUUCUGAGAGUGGUCUCCUUAGUGAUGGUUCAAGCAUGUAAAGAGGAGGAUGUGUGGAUGCCCUGGUAAAGAGGUACGAGAGGUUGGUCGUAGAGGGGUAGAGGUAGGCCUAAGAAUUAUUGAGGUGAGGUGGUUAGGUAGGACAAUAUGGAGCAGCUUCAGCUCACCGAGGAUAUGAGUGUGGAGGUCGAGAAUUAGGAUAGAAGGUUAGUAGGU
Solanum tuberosum (potato) is the source of this 921-nucleotide messenger RNA. RefSeq lists its product as uncharacterized. Lineage: Eukaryota; Viridiplantae; Streptophyta; Magnoliopsida; Solanales; Solanaceae. The transcript has 2 exons. The record is from RefSeq and is a predicted model, not a curated record. Bases 68 to 685 code for a protein of 205 amino acids.